This is a messenger RNA of Aspergillus glaucus CBS 516.65, 864 nucleotides long. RefSeq names its product dihydrodipicolinate synthase family protein. Lineage: Eukaryota; Fungi; Ascomycota; Eurotiomycetes; Eurotiales; Aspergillaceae. The transcript is spliced from 4 exons. The record is from RefSeq and is a predicted model, not a curated record. Gene Ontology annotation, molecular function: 4-hydroxy-tetrahydrodipicolinate synthase activity. The coding region runs from base 1 to 864 and encodes 287 amino acids.
AUGGAAUCAACAAGUGUGAUACAUUAUGGUCUAAGUAGGAGUAGGGAAUUGGCCCAAGAGAGCCAAAUAGAAAAGAAAAGACAAGAAAAGAGAGGAGAAAAAUGGACAGAAUCUCGACCGGCUGCCAUUCGCACCCACACUGUCUGCCUCGCAAAAGCCAGCCUUGUCAGCCUGGUCACCAUGGACCCCAACGGUGAAGCCGUCCACCUCUUCAGCGCCGAGCGUCAAACCGUCAUCCGCGAGACCCGCAUGGCUCUCGCUGACGCAAGUUUCGCCAACGUUCCCGUCAUCGCCGGCGCCUCUGAGCAAUCCAUCCGGGGCACCGUCGAGCUCUGCCACGAGUCUGCCAACUGCUCGCCCAUUCCACUCAUCAUCUACAACUACCUGGGCGCUGUGGCAGGAAUUGACAUGGACUCGGACCUUCUCAUCUGCAUCUCUCAGCACCCCAAUAUCGUCGGCACCAAAUUCACAUGCGGCAACACGGGCAAAUUGACCCGCGUCGCGGCCGCCCUGCACGCCGUCACCCCUACCUCCCCACUGGCCCCCUCCACCCGCAAGAUUCCCUGUAUCAAGACCACUGAGAACCACCCAUAUGUUGUCUUUGGCGGCAUCGCGGACUUCUCGCUACAGACGCUGGCGUCAGGUGGCUCUGUGAUUCUGGCGGGCAGCGCGAACGUUAUCCCGCGACUGUGUGUGCACAUCUUCAACCUGUGGGGUGAAGGGCGGUUCACGGAGGCGAUAGAAGUGCAGCAUUUGCUCAGUGCGGCGGACUGGGGACGGUUGAGCGGGGAACGGAUAGAGGGGGUGAAAGAGGGGAUUCAAGAGAUGAUGGAGGUGGAGAGGGACUUGCCUGAUAGCAUUUAG